AUGAGCAAGGCCGCGUCUUUCUCUAAGAUCCUCCAGGAUACCAUAUCUCCUGAACAGGCCAAAUGGGACUACUCUGUCCCAGAUCUCCCAGCGUCUCGCUUGACCAAUCAAACAAGGCUCAUCAAAUGUGUGAGCGUGAUCUCCUCGCCGCAGAAGCAGGAAAUCACUCUCAGAUAUGUGCUGGCACCUUCAAAUCGCGUUACUAUGGACGAGGUUCUUGAUCGAUUCGUUCUGCUAUCUUUCCCAGACUUCAGGCUGCAAUGGCCUCCAGUGGCGGCCAAUGACGCUUUGAGACCAGCCACAGGACGGGAGAACGGAGACUGGAUCACGAAAAUGCUAGUAUCGGGCAUCACAAUCAAUGCAAUUUCAUAUCAUUUCUUCGGACAUUCCAACAGCCAGCUCAAGUCGAGGUCUUGCUUCAUGUACGCAGCAUCAAAAGAGGAGGUGGCCAGAAAGAUCGAGGGGAUGGGCGAUCUCUCCAAACUGAGAUCUGUGGCAAAGAAGUCGAAGCGCAUUGGGCUGCUCUUCUCGAGCGCAGAGGUAUCGACCAUGCUGCCUUCGGAACGUUGUCAAGAUAUCGAUGAUGUGACAUCCAAGGAUUACAUCUUCACUGAUGGAUGCGGUCUCAUGUCCCCACAAUUUGCAAAAUUAUUAGCGCAACGACGGAACAUUGUGUUUCGCGAUAAGAGGUAUCUUCCAUCUGUUUACCAGAUCCGUUAUCGCGGCUACAAAGGCGUCUUGACCUUGGACCCGACAUUGAGCGGACAAACUCAGGUCCAGUUUCGCGCGUCCAUGCGGAAGUUUAAGGAUUCGCCCGACUAUAGCUUCGCUGUUGUUGACUACUCGAAGCCCUAUGCCUUCGGCAGUCUCAAUGAUGAAAUCGUGGUCCUGCUGCACACGCUUGGGAUCUCCGAAAAGACAUUGCUGGCUAAGCAAACACAGCAUCUCGACUUCAUCCAAAAUGUCCAGGGAGGUGACCCACGGUCUGCCUUUCAGUUUCUUUCCUACAUCAAUCGAACCGAGCUGGCGGAAAAGCUGCUCUUGGAAGGCCCAGAGUCGGUGCGCCCGACACUUCUAAGUUUAGUAAAGCAAGAAUACGCUCGCAUGAUUAAUAAGCGAGAUGAACAGAGGUGUCGGAUCCUGGUUCCGAAGUCUCGGUUGCUCUUUGGUGUCUGCGAUCCAACGGCAAAAGAUGGUUGCCCAGGUCGACUAAAGGAAGGCGAGUGUUUCGUCCGCAUCACGCAAGACGGCGAUGGCCGGGCACAAACUAUCAUCAAUACUGAGGUUUUGGUGACAAGAAACCCUUGUCUACAUCCAGGCGACCUUCAAAAGUUCAAAGUGGUCGAUAUUCCCGAGUUUUCGCAUCUGGUCGACUGUAUCGUGUUCACAACACAAGGGAAGAGGCCAAGCGCUGACUUGAUGUCUGGGGGAGAUCUGGACGGAGACAAGUUCUUUGUGACCUGGGAUAGCGAUUUGGUCCCGAGCACUGUGGCCGAACCCGCCCAGUAUCCCGGUGGCAAAGAGUUGAUCACCUUCGGCGAUGUCACCGGAGAUAGUCGGGCUGAAUACUUCGCUCGAUACACGAACGCGUCUCUGGGGAAGGUCAAAAAUUUGUAUAUGAAGUGGGCUCGACUUGGAAACGCAAUGAGUCCGCAAUGCCAGCAGCUCAAUCGAUUGUUCUCUCAAUGCGUGGACGGCAACCACAUCAGAAUUCCGCAGAAUUUGAAGGUCUUCAAGGACUUGGAAGACCCCCCAGAACCUAAGGCGAAGGUAGUGCCUUUCAUAUUGGACGUUCUCCACGAAGCAUGUAUGCAGCAAAUCAAGCGCGCCAAUAUUCUAGCUCCAGAGCCGCAGGAUGAUGUGGAUAUCUGGGACCUGAUCCUGACUCGCGACAAAUUAGCGAUUUCCGAGUUCGAGCUACUUGGGUACUUGCUGCGAUGGUGCGAUCGUCACAAGAGCGAUAUCAUGGCGUACAGUCACGCAAUCGACUUCAGUGCGCUCACUGACGAACAGCAAAUAUGGUUUCUCGCCCAGUUACCACCUACCAGGACAGCACCCGGCUUGGUUCGUAACGGUCUUCUCCAAUCAGGGCUUGUUACCCCACAAGAGCUUUGGCGUUUUGGACUAGACCAUCCGCGAUUGCGGUGGAAACCAAUUUUCCGAUCCUCGGUCGAUCGCAUGGGGCGAUUCCUUCCAGUCGUCUGCCAGGCACUUGAGGUUUUCCACAAGAAACUCAUCAUAAUGAGCAUCAAUGACCGUUUCAGUAUGGCUAUUUAUUUGCCGCACAUAAUCGCGCGCGCAACUGAAGUUACAGUUGACACCAACGUGCGCGUCUUUGUAUUCCCACACACCCAGGGAUCACAAUCAUCCAACUAUCGCGUCACGCCUACAAAGGUAAAUUAUCGUCUGUACUGCGACGAGCAUGUCUUCCAACUCUACCAGCGAACUCGGGGCAAUACGUGGCUUUUUCUGAGAGGUUCAACUGGCGAUGAUGCAUUGUACCGUGCCAUGCCUAGUAUAGGCGACAUGCGGAGAAUGAGAGAGAAGACUCUGCUUCAACAGGUAAAUGUCGACUGCCUAGCGAGUGUGGCUCUUGAUAAGAUCAGUCGAGAUGUACAGACACACUUUGGGAAAGUAAAUCGUGACGCUAUUCAGGGCGCUGAGGUGUACGUGAUCAGCAAUCGCGACGUGGCUUCCAUGCGCGUUCUUGAUCAAUGGCUAAGCUACGUCGACACACAAGAAGUUCUCCCGUUAUUCGAGAAGCUCGAACUAGAAUACACCACCCCGAAACUGGAAACGGUCGCCUGGGACGAGCAGCCAAAGCUUGUGCGAAGCAUCUGCCGGGACGGAAACCUACAAUCGCUGAGCGAAGUCAACUCCAUUACGGACCUGCAAGGUAUAUUGGAUCUUCUUAGGAAGAAUAACGAGAAAAAACGACUACGCGACGUUUUUGCUCACAUUCUACUGCUAGCAGCCGACCCGACAUACCUUCUCGAUGACCAGACUGUGAUGUCCGCCCUGCUCCGAUAUCUACAAGCUGCACCCUACCUGACUUCUACAUUCCUGCAAUCGGCAGCAUGGAGCAGACAUGAAAAGGUUCUCGAAGAUGAGUUAGUCUUUCAAGGACCUGUUAUCGCGUCCAAACUUAUCUUGGCGUCGAAUGAGCUUGCAGGCUUCAUACGCCACCCUCUGUCACUUCUACUACAUGAGCUGAAGAGUUUGUCAAUGCAGGAUUUAGCCGCAUUAGUUGAGUUUGUUGCGCUUACUGUGCGCACCGCCGAAGCUGGUCUAGACUUGCUACUCGAGACGUUCGAGCCGGAAACCUCGCGGUUGAUCAUUGGCCGUCCGACAGCUGUCAGCCAAUUCACCUCGUCACUCAUCGGGAUUGCUUUGGAUCAUAUUGAUGAAGCCGCGGAAGCUUCAAAGCCCGAGCAAGAAGCCAUCACGCUCGUUGUUGAUGAAUACAAAGACGGCCAUACCAACGUAAAAAGUAAUGUGCGCAUCGAUUCUUCGACGAUCCGCUCACUCAAAGGUGGCGACCAUGUUCGCCUCUCCGUCACCAAUGCCCCACAGAAUGAUGCUUUCACUAAGCUGUUCUCCAUGGAUGCUCUCGUCUUGAUCGUGGAGUCGGGCACUGUGACGUUCAAAUGUCUGCACGAUCCGCCCAGCUUCCUUGCACAAUGCGCAUGGACUGUCACUCACUGUGGCUCUUUUGUUACGAGCAAGACUGCAUUCGAUGCUGUUACAUGUUUCUACACGGAGCGUGAACUUUGUUGCGACAUAUAUGGCCUACUGCUAGGAUUACCAGCGGCCGAUGAGGCUGCUCCUUCUCCUAUAAAAUUGCCCGUCGUGCGAGACGCAACUCUCAAUGCAACUCAAAAUGAGGCACUCACGGCAGCAAUGAACCAUUCCUUGACGUUCAUAUGGGGCCCUCCUGGAACGGGUAAGACUCACACUGUCAUUGUCAUUCUGUCUCAGUUACUCAAGCAGCUUCCGGACGCCAGAUUCCUCAUCACAGCACCGACGCACGAAUCCGGUGCGAGUCUCGACACAGAUCUUGGCGGCAACAUGAGCGCCCGCCGGAAAGCACAAAAGCGAAUCAAAGACGCAAGACUGAUCUUCACAACAUGCAUUGGCGCAAGUCUUGGGCUGCUUCGGAACGAGAAGUUCGACGUUGUUUUCGUCGAUGAAGCUUCCCAGCUGACGGAGCCUGCAACGCUCGUGCCGCUCGUCAAAGGCUGUUCGCGUGCGCUCUUGGUUGGUGAUCAUGUCCAGCUACGCGCGACAGUGCAAAAGAAUGCCAUACUCACCGGCUAUGAUGUCUCGUUGUUCGAACGCCACUAUAACAUGCCUGCGCGCGAAGGUGUUGCGAAAGUCAUGCUCGAUACGCAAUACCGCAUGCAUCGAAGUAUUUGUGACUUCAGCUCCACCGAGUUCUACGAGGGGAGGUUGAAGACAGCAGUCAAAGAUGACAGUCGCGCACUCCCUCCAUCUCAAUUUCCAUGGCCGGCGGGCGAUCGACUCGUAUGGACCGAGUGCGCCAGUUCAGAAGAUUUGGGUCGACAAUCGAAAGCCAACGCAGGCCAAACUCAGCUGUGCAGGCGCAUUAUACAGCUUCUCACAACGCCGGCAGUCAAUGAUGGCACGAAAGUCUCCGAGCCUGUGCAGUCUUCUUCAAUCGCGAUCUUGACGCCGUACACUCGUCAAAGGGAAUCACUCAGCGCUGCCAUCCCGAAUAUUGAGGUGUCAUCCAUCGACGGCUUCCAAGGUCGCGAAGCAGACAUCGUAGUGUUUGUGACCGUGCGAUGUAACGUAUCGUGCGACGUUGGUUUCCUUGCUGAUAUGCGAAGGCUUAACGUCGUGAUGACGAGGGCGCGAUGUGGCGUCGUCAUCAUUGGGAACGCAUCGACGCUCUCUGCGGGUAUAGAUGCAGAUGAAUUAAACUCGACUAAGAGUGUCUGGAAGAGGCUUGUAAAUCGAUGCAGAAAAGUAACGCUAGACAGCGAUAAGCAAAGUGUCAAAUAG
Parastagonospora nodorum SN15 is the source of this 5025-nucleotide messenger RNA. RefSeq lists its product as hypothetical. Gene Ontology annotation, molecular function: helicase activity; ATP hydrolysis activity; RNA-directed RNA polymerase activity. The transcript has 6 exons. Lineage: Eukaryota; Fungi; Ascomycota; Dothideomycetes; Pleosporales; Phaeosphaeriaceae. Bases 1 to 5025 code for a protein of 1674 amino acids. Gene Ontology annotation, cellular component: nuclear RNA-directed RNA polymerase complex. The record is from RefSeq and is a predicted model, not a curated record. Gene Ontology annotation, biological process: siRNA processing.